This is a messenger RNA of Striga asiatica, 435 nucleotides long. The record is from the annotation of a GenBank genome assembly. Lineage: Eukaryota; Viridiplantae; Streptophyta; Magnoliopsida; Lamiales; Orobanchaceae.
ACCUUCGUGGUGACCAACAGUGUCGCCGGCAAGGUCCUCUCCGGCAGGGGGUACAGGGAGUACAGGCUCGGGGACUACUCGAAUUGGCUGCAGAACAGGGUCAACGACCACUGGGGCCGGGUUAGAAGCUAUUUGGUUGACAGUAACAUUUGUCAGAGGCUGCUUCAGGCUGGUUCGACCCCGGUGGACGAUUUUUACAGAGAGCAUCUAUCUGCGCUUCAGUUAUAUGUCGCCGGCAAGGUCCUCUCCGGCAGGGGGUAUAGGGAGUACAGGCUCGGGGACUACUCGAAUUGGCUGCAGAACAGGGUCAACGACCACUGGGGCCAGGUUAGAAGCUAUUUGGUUGACAGUAACAUUUGUCAGAGGCUGCUUCAGGCUGGUUCGACCCCGGUGGACGAUUUUUACCGAGAGCAUCUAUCUGCGCUUCAGGUAUAG